Molecule: messenger RNA, 837 nt
Organism: Tupaia belangeri chinensis (Chinese tree shrew)
Lineage: Eukaryota; Metazoa; Chordata; Mammalia; Scandentia; Tupaiidae
Gene: PEX26
Product: peroxisomal biogenesis factor 26
Exons: 5
Biological process (GO): protein import into peroxisome membrane; protein import into peroxisome matrix
Cellular component (GO): peroxisome; peroxisomal membrane
Molecular function (GO): ATPase binding; protein-containing complex binding
Source: RefSeq, a predicted model, not a curated record
GCGGACCUACUGGAGGAGGCAGCCGACCUCCUGGUGGUGCACCGGGACUUCGCGGCCGCGCUGGACGCCUGCGACCGCGCGUGGCGGUGCCUGGGCCCCGCCGCCCCCGAGGAGCCAGCGAGCGCCUCCUCGGAGGUGAAAUGCGCCCUGUGCGUUGUGGGGAUCCAGGCCCUGGCUGAAAUGAAUCGCUGGCGAGAAGUCCUCUCUUGGGUCCUUCAGUAUUACCAGGCCCCGGAGAAGCUGCCCCCCAAAGUCCUAGAGCUGUGCGUUCUUCUCUACAGCAAAAUGCGAGAGCCUGGGGCCGUGGUGGACAUGCUUGGUGCCUGGCUCCAGGAGCCAGACAACCAGAGCCUUCCAGAGUAUGGAGGCUUGGCGGAACUCCACCUGCAGCGGGUGCUGUUGCCUCUGGGCCGGCUGUCUGAGGCCGAGGAGCUGGUGGUGGGCUCUGCAGCCUUUGACAAGGAGCAGCGGCUAGGUGUCCUGCAGGCCAUCCAAGCAGCAAGGCAGCAGCGGACACAGCAGCGCUCCGACUCCCAGGAGGCCCAGGAACUAAGCCAGGAAGGCUCUUCCCACCCGUUCCUGUCCCUGCUGAUGUUGCUUCGCCGGCUUUGGGACUCUGCAGUCAGCUACUACUUUUCCUUGCCCUUCAAAAAAAGCCUCCUGGCCGCCUUGAUCCUGUGUCUCUUGGUAGUGAGGCUUGACCCAGCCUCUCCGUCUUCCUUGCCCUUCCUCUACAAGCUGGUGCAGCUCUUCCGUUGGAUGCAGAAGGCCAUGUUUUCUCGCCUCUACUAGCCCCCAUCCACGGCCGAGUGGUCUCAUUCACCUCCCCUGCCUGCU